CGCAGUGGCGCCGGAGACCGCUCGGCGCGGUUGCCAUGGAGUCGGAAGGGGCCUACGAGCCAGGCUUCGUGGGGAUCCGCUUCUGCCAGGAAUGCAACAACAUGCUGUACCCGAAGGAGGACAAGGAGAACCGGAUCCUGCUCUACGCGUGCCGGAACUGCGACUACCAGCAGGAAGCUGACAACAGCUGCAUCUACGUCAACAAGAUCACGCACGAAGUGGACGAAUUAACACAGAUCAUCGCUGAUGUCUCCCAGGAUCCCACUCUGCCCCGGACGGAGGAUCACCCCUGUCAGAAAUGCGGCCACAAAGAAGCUGUCUUUUUCCAGUCUCACAGCGCCAGGGCUGAGGAUGCCAUGCGCCUCUACUACGUCUGCACAGCCCCCCACUGCGGUCAUCGUUGGACAGAGUGAAACCCUCCGAGAUGACCACUACCUGCCAGGCCUCUUCCUGUCUGCCGGGCCACCGAUGACUUCCCCACUGCGGUUCUCUGCUAUUUAUCCAUUCGGCCUGUCUGAAUUGUCCUUUGCUCUAAUAAAUGAUUUAUUUUUUAUAGAA
Molecule: messenger RNA, 558 nt
Organism: Pantherophis guttatus
Lineage: Eukaryota; Metazoa; Chordata; Lepidosauria; Squamata; Colubridae
Gene: POLR2I
Product: RNA polymerase II subunit I
Biological process (GO): DNA-templated transcription; maintenance of transcriptional fidelity during transcription elongation by RNA polymerase II; transcription-coupled nucleotide-excision repair
Cellular component (GO): RNA polymerase II, core complex
Molecular function (GO): nucleic acid binding; DNA-directed RNA polymerase activity; zinc ion binding
Source: RefSeq, a predicted model, not a curated record